Messenger RNA from Alternaria arborescens, 1566 nucleotides. RefSeq lists its product as hypothetical. Gene Ontology annotation, cellular component: cytoplasm. The transcript is spliced from 4 exons. NCBI's taxonomy places the organism in Eukaryota, Fungi, Ascomycota, Dothideomycetes, Pleosporales, Pleosporaceae. Bases 1 to 1566 code for a protein of 521 amino acids. Gene Ontology annotation, biological process: mitochondrion distribution. The record is from RefSeq and is a predicted model, not a curated record.
AUGCACGAAGUCGUGACUUUACAGUUCGGCAAGCAAAGCAACUACCUGGGCACUCACUUUUGGAAUACACAGGAGUCCUACUUCACAUAUCCACCUGAGCCAGAGUCGCCUGUCAACCAUGAUGUACUUUUCAGGCCAGGUGUUGCUCCAGAUGGAUCCGAUACUUUCACACCAAGAACGCUCAUAUACGACCUCAAAGGUGCUUUUGGCAGUAUGAGAAAAAUCAAUGCGCUGUACGAGGCCGAGGACGACAGGAGUAUAUUAGACCAAAACGGAGUUUGGCCAUCCAAGCCUAUUGUUCAGCGCGCAGCCGAGACUAUUCCACAGUCCGCCUACCAGGAGCACCUUGAUGCCGGCCUGGAUCCUCCCCCACUCAGUGCAUCGUCAGUCCGGUACUGGUCUGACUACAGCCGUGUCUACUAUCAUCCAAAAUCGAUCGUUCAAUUGUCUGAGUUUGAUGUAAACGACAAGCUCAUGCCUUUUGAGAGUUGGGAUGUAGGCAUGGAACUGUUCGAGAAGCUUGAGAGGGAGGUAGACUUAGUCGAUAGGGACCUGCGGCCAUUCGUUGAAGAAUGCGAUGGUAUCCAGGGACUGCAAAUCUUCACGGGUGUUGACGACGCUUGGGGAGGCUGGACUUCAGGUUGGCUAGAGAGAUUGAGGGACGAGUACGGAAAGUUGAGUAUCUGGACCUGGGGCUUGGGUGACCACGGCGCCAAUACUACAACUCCUCGGGAAAAACGUUUGCAACAAAUCACGAAUUCAGCACGAUCGCUCCACGUGCUUGGCGAGCAGUCAUCAGUAUAUGUGCCAAUGUCGAAUAGUCCCGCCAAAUUACCAGGUUACUUGUCAGUUGACACCACGUCGCCCUGGCACAUUGCAGCUUUGCAAGUCGUCGGUCUGGAGAGCAUGACCAUAUCUUCACGAUUGAGAGCGUCUUUGGGCGGACGAGGCACGCUCCAGGAUCUAGAAAACACCAUCAACAGUACAGGAAAACGACGCAUAGCAAAACUCGAGAUGAGUUUGGCAGAUCCAGACGUUUUGUCAGCUAAAGCUUUGGACGAAGUCGAACAAGCAGAAAAAGUCGGUUCCAUGACGUCGAGGCAGACUAGUGAAAAUGACGAUCGACUAAGUAAUUUUGAUAUUGAUACCUUCAGUCGCGAAUAUAGGACGGUUACCAAGAAAGGAAAGAAAGAACACGUUUUUGGACGGGCAGAGGCUUCUCGUGGGGAGUGGGUUCUGUCUCAAGAUAACGAACGUGAUCCUCAUGACAGGUUCGACAGUGGACCAGCAUUGCAGAGGUUUGCCGCACCACUACUAUUUCCUCUACUUGACAGCUUUCCUCGGUCGAUACUGGACGUAGGGUCCGAUCACUCCAUUAAGCUCGCCGUGCACACUGGACUCACGACAAGUACCGCUGUUGCUGAUCAGAUCCGAGCAGUGGAGCAAAUCGUCAAGCGGAUGACGGGCAUCGAAGAAAAAGAAACACUUUGUAACGGCUUACAAGUUCUUGCAGAGGAGUACGACGAAGGCUGGGAUAGUGGUACAGAAAGCGAUGAUGACGAUUAG